Rasamsonia emersonii CBS 393.64 is the source of this 663-nucleotide messenger RNA. RefSeq names its product ESCRT-III component. The transcript is spliced from 4 exons. Gene Ontology annotation, cellular component: cytoplasmic side of plasma membrane; ESCRT III complex; multivesicular body. Gene Ontology annotation, biological process: late endosome to vacuole transport via multivesicular body sorting pathway; vesicle budding from membrane. NCBI's taxonomy places the organism in Eukaryota, Fungi, Ascomycota, Eurotiomycetes, Eurotiales, Trichocomaceae. The coding region runs from base 1 to 663 and encodes 220 amino acids. The record is from RefSeq and is a predicted model, not a curated record.
AUGUGGUCUUGGUUCGGUGGCUCGUCCGCGCAAAAGCGGAAAGAUGCGCCCAAGAACGCCAUCCUAGCGCUGCGGGAGCAGCUGGACAUGCUGCAAAAGAGGGAGAAGCAUUUGCAGAAUCAGAUGGAUGAGCAGGAGGCAAUAGCGAGGAGGAAUGUCUCAACAAACAAGAAUGCCGCCAAAGCCGCCCUCCGACGGAAGAAGCUCCACGAGAAAAACCUCGAGUCGACGCUGGCGCAGAUCGAGCAACUCGAGCAGCAGAUCUACGCGAUCGAGGCUGCCAACAUCAACCAGGAGACGCUGAACGCGAUGAAGCAGGCCGGCAACGCCAUGGCGCAGAUCCACGGCAAGCUGACCAUCGACAAGGUGGACGAAACGAUGGACAAAUUACGAGAACAACAGCAGCUCAGCCAGGAAAUCGCCCAGGCCAUCACGAGCAACCCCAUCGGCGAGCAGCCGGACGAGGACGAGCUGGAAGCCGAGCUGGAGGAGCUGGAGCAGCAGACCGUCGAGGAGAAGAUGCUCAAAACGGGGACGGUGCCAGUCGGCCAGCUGCCGAAUGUGGCCAACGGGGAGGUCAAAGGCAAAGCAAAGCAAACAACAGAAGAGGAAGACGAGGAAGCGGAGUUAGAGAAAUUGAAAGCCGAGAUGGCGAUGGGAUAG